AUGCCAACCUACUUAUGCCACGGUUUUCGAUGGACGCGCAGGCUCAUCCGCAUCUGGGUCAUCAUGCAGGAUCUGGAGGAUGCCGCGCCAGAUUGGAUCACGGGUCGCACCACCUCGGCCGUCAUCCUCGACCGCUUCGCCACCAAAUUCGACUACUUGCCUCAACGCCCACCGUCGCAGCAGCAGCCGGAGCAGAAUUCAGAGCACCAGCAGGAAGAAGCAAAGCAAGAGGAGAAGAAGAUUCCCCAUCAGGACGAUGAUAUGACCGUGCCUCCAUCGCGUGUUCCCGACGCCGAGGACAGUGUGCUAGUCAACCAAUCAUCUCCGGUGAAGCUGCUGGAAGAGUAUGACCCGGAGGAAACAAAACUCUCGACGCGACCGUAUGCCUAUGUCGCAGACCACGUCAUUCGCAUAGAUUUGACCGCCAACGUAUUGGAGGAAAUUGCCAAAUACGAGGCUCUCGUCAAGGAGAGGGAUGAGGGCAACUGGUUUGAAAGGUUCCGCGAUGAGCUGCAAUUGGGGAUGCACGAGCCGCCGCCUAUUGAGUGGUACAUCGUCGUCAACGGAGACGAGGAGCGCGGCGUGCCUCAGGACGAUGACGAGGACAGCUUUGACAGCGAAAUGAGAGACAUUGAAGAAUUGAAUUUGGGCGAGGAGGGAAGCGAAGCCAAGCGUGAGCAGCAGACAGCCGGUUCCUCACAACGACGAAGCACCAACAGCCGGCCUAUUGACCAGCAGCAUUCACUACGGCACAAGAUCUCGAGGGCGGGCCUGCGACGUUUGUUUAGUAAAAAAGAAGCUCCCGAGUAA
Molecule: messenger RNA, 810 nt
Organism: Trichoderma aggressivum f. europaeum
Lineage: Eukaryota; Fungi; Ascomycota; Sordariomycetes; Hypocreales; Hypocreaceae
Exons: 1
Coding region: 1-810 (269 amino acids)
Source: RefSeq, a predicted model, not a curated record